Molecule: messenger RNA, 2445 nt
Organism: Folsomia candida
Lineage: Eukaryota; Metazoa; Arthropoda; Collembola; Entomobryomorpha; Isotomidae
Product: calcium-binding mitochondrial carrier protein Aralar1
Exons: 10
Coding region: 224-2281 (685 amino acids)
Biological process (GO): aspartate transmembrane transport; malate-aspartate shuttle; L-glutamate transmembrane transport
Molecular function (GO): L-aspartate transmembrane transporter activity; calcium ion binding; L-glutamate transmembrane transporter activity
Source: RefSeq, a predicted model, not a curated record
CGGGAGAUUUGGAGCACAUGCGGAACCAAGAGUGUCGAUGAUAUUAGUGUACAACGACCUACCAAUGGUAGGCUACCAUGGUGGAUACUUCAAGUCGAUUAACAACAACAAUUAGUUAACCUUUGCAAAUAUAUCGUAAAGUGCCAGCGUAAAUAAUAUUUUUCUCAUCCAUGGGUCAAUUUACAGCAAAAGUUGAACCGUUCCGACUGCGCAUUUCAUCGAGAUGGAAAGUGGUUUCCCUCUCAAUACACCUCGAUUUCGAUCUCGAUCUCCAUCCGGGUGGGAAAAACCACGACGAAUAGAGCGAGCACACCGAAGUGACCUGCUCGAUAUCUUUCACAAGUACUCCCAAAUAGGAGCGAAUGGAUACCGAUUUAUCAAGUCCACCGACUUGAUUACCAAGUACUUUGGCCUUCUCAGCACAGCACAACAUGACCAAAACACGGUGGAGUUGUUGGCCGGAAUCAUCGACACUUCCAAAGAUGGGUACAUAUCAUUUUCCGAGUUUGUGACAUUCGAAGGCCUCCUCACAGUACCGGAUGCCCUCUAUUUCACUGCAUUUCGACUCUUUGACACGAAUGGGAAUGGGAAGGUCACCUUUGACGAAUUCAAACACGUCAUCAGCCACACCACUCUCCAAAAGAUGAUGCCUUUCAACAUGAAUGGCAAUUUUGUCCGAAUGUACUUUGGGCGGAGGAAGAAUCGCGUGGUCACCUACGCCGAGUUCAGUCAGUUUCUUCAUGACUUUCACGAAGAGUAUGCCACCGAAGCAUUUCGAAGAUUCGAUCCCGACUGCAAGGGGACCAUCCCCAUCUCCUCGUUCGUGUCCAUCAUGACCAACCUCCGCUCCCACUUGGUCCAACCGAAAGUGGGGGCUCAUCUGGAAGCCGUGGCCAGGCAGCUUGGGGAUGGAGAGUCGGUCUCCUAUCCCUUUUUCGUAGCCUUCAACUCCCUCCUGAAUAACAUGGAGCUUAUGAAGAAAGUCUACCUGCAAGCUUCACGGGGCCUGCCAUCCACCGAGAUCACCAAACAUGAGUUCCUUUCGUCGGGACAGGUUAUGUCGCAACUGACCCCACUCCAGGUGGACAUCCUCUUCACAAUCUCUCAGCUCAUCAACGACUCUCCCACCCUGAUCCUCUCUGACCUCCAGUCCAUCGCUCCAGAACAGUACUACAUCAAAGUGGAGAACAGGGUGCUGGACAUCAAAGCGGUGCGAAGUCCGGAGGAAAGAGGGUAUUACGUGGAAUUUCUCGAGUCCGUGUAUCGGUUCUGUAUCGGACUAGUCGCAGGAUUGUUUGAGUCUGUCCCAACGUAUCCAAUGGAUCUUGUAAAAACGCGGAUGCAAAACCAGCGGCCAAGCAAGCUCAUUUCGAGCAAGAUCUACUCCACCAACGUGGACUGCCUCCUCAAAAUCCGGCAUGUCGAAGGGAUGAGGGGCCUGUAUCGUGGCCUCGCUCCACACGUGAUUGGAUCAUCCCUGGGAAAGGCGUUUAAAUUGUCGAUGAAUGAUUGGAUUCGGGAUCAUUUUAUGAACCGAAAAGGGCAGGUUCCCUUCCCCGCAGAAGUUUUUGCGGGUGCGUGCGCUGGGCUUUGUUCCGCAAUUGUCGUAAAUCCGCUCGAAAUAAUUAAGAUUCGAAUGCAGGAUGUCGGUCAGCUUUUUCCACAUUCAAAAUUCAGUAUGCUUAAGCUCAUUAGGAGGUUGGGAUUCAAAGGGAUGUAUCAGGGUAUGACGGCCUGUAUGAUGAGGGACGUCCCUUUCAGUGCCAUUUUCUUUCCUGGCUAUGCCCACAUGAAACUCUACCUUCAGGACGAAGAUGGUUACAACAGCCCUUUUUCGCUUCUUGUAGCUGGAGCCACCGCGACAAUUCCAGCCGUACCAAUUUCCAUGCCCUUUGACGUAAUCAAGACCAGGCUUCAGGUUGUCCCGAAACCGGGUGAGAUUGUCUACACGGGAACGUUGGACUGUGCUCUGCGCAUUUAUCGGGAGGAAGGGUAUCGAUCCUUCAUGCAAGGGACACGAGUUAUCAAGCCCACUCAAGUUGGACUCGCUCUCCUCGUCUAUGAAGUACUGCAACGCUGGUUCUAUGUCGACUUUGCUGGAACGAGACCCACUGGCUCCGAGAAACUCGUACAAAUUACAAGCGUGGACCAAUUGAAGUCAGAAAAUCCGGACCACAUUGGAGGUUACGCCCUUGCACUUCCUAUCCUGGCCGGCAUUGAGUCAAAAUUCGGACUUGUCUUUCCUAAAUUUAAAAACCAAGUUGUUCAUCCUCUCAUUUAGUAAAGAAAAUCAAACAGGGUAAUUUUUCCUAAGUCAUCUUCAUCUGUCCUAAAAAAGAUAAUACUCGCUUACUCACUAGAGACACUCAUAUAAGUUCUAAAUCCAAUCGUGUUCAGUAAUUUCUAAAGCAAAUAAAAGCACGUGAAGGUCAAGUCGGUGAGAAA